UUCAAGGAAGGACGGCCAUUGCUGUUAAAGAUAUCUCUCGAUGUUUUUAUAAUUUCACCUUUACUCAUUUCAUACUUUUAGUUAUAUUGGUUGCUCCUUUUCUCCUAAUGUUCAAAAAUAUAGUUUUACUUUGUACAAUUCUUGUGAACACUCACGGAGUUCCUCAAUACAACAAUGAAUAUUGGGCCGGAAGGUGGUUUCCUCAUUCCGCUAGCGAAACAGAUCAAAAUCCAUUAGUUCUCCCAAAAAAAUCACAUUCACAUGAUCACGGUAUAAUAAUGGGAAAGGAAGAUAGCAGCUGUGAUGAUGCUAAAACAAAUUUAGCCAUUGACUGGUUCAUGAACAAAACAAAUUUUACCUGUCUUGAUGAUAAAAAGCUUUUCCUACCACAAAGUAUUGUUCAUCCCAUUCAUACUGUCGAACAUAUUCCGGCAGCAUAUAGUGCUGCUCAUAAAUGUAUGAAUGAAUCGAUUGAAUACACUGAAUCAAUUCCUACUUUCGGAACACAUCGGCCAUUGUGGGCUGUAUAUGGGGAAUAUACAUUUGUUCCCAAACAACGUUGGAUUCAUAAUUUGGAACACGGAGCGGUUGUUAUGUUGUAUCAUCCAUGUGCUAAUAAGAAUCAAGUGAAAUUACUCAAGAGUAUAGUUAAAUCGUGCCUCUACAAACAUGUUAUUACCCCUCAUAGUGAACUGUCAUAUGAUAGAGUGAGUUAAUUUUCCUUAUUCAGCACAUUA
This is a messenger RNA of Leptinotarsa decemlineata (Colorado potato beetle), 737 nucleotides long. RefSeq lists its product as uncharacterized. Gene Ontology annotation, cellular component: cytoplasm. NCBI's taxonomy places the organism in Eukaryota, Metazoa, Arthropoda, Insecta, Coleoptera, Chrysomelidae. The record is from RefSeq and is a predicted model, not a curated record.